Ramularia collo-cygni is the source of this 537-nucleotide messenger RNA. Its product is annotated as related to ribosomal protein. The record is from RefSeq and is a predicted model, not a curated record. NCBI's taxonomy places the organism in Eukaryota, Fungi, Ascomycota, Dothideomycetes, Mycosphaerellales, Mycosphaerellaceae. Gene Ontology annotation, biological process: mitochondrial translation. Gene Ontology annotation, molecular function: structural constituent of ribosome. The transcript is spliced from 2 exons. Gene Ontology annotation, cellular component: mitochondrial large ribosomal subunit; ribosome. The coding region runs from base 1 to 537 and encodes 178 amino acids.
AUGGCCCUUCCAUCAUUCCGGGUCGGCUCCAAAGAGCUCUUCCUUCCCAAUGUUCCCAUAACUCUGCUUCGCUCCUCAGAUGGACCUCAGUUCGCAAAGUUCCGUGUCCCGCUUUACUUCAGCAAACUCGAUCUGCGCGAUUACCUCUGGCAUGUCUACCGCGUCGAAAUCAUGGCCGUGCGCUCCUACCUCAAGCAGCAGCGUGUCCGGGCCGAGAACACCGCAGGAAAGCCGGCUGCGCGUCGCUGGCACCGGCCGAAGGCGCAUAAGCACAUGACGGUGCAGUUGGCGCGACCUUUUGUAUGGCCAGAGGAGCCGGAAAGCUUCAAGGAGUGGGACAGGGACAACAUGAAGGCCAGCGAAGAGGAAAUGCAGACGUUUCAGGAAGCUGAGGGUCCGAUGAAAGACACCCUAAUCAAUGAGGAUCGAAGAAUACGGAUGCGGGAACAGGCGAAGCUCUUGUUGGAGGGGAAGGCGAAGUGGAAGCCCGGCAUGUUGAGUACGCCGGCGACGUUAUUGUCCAGGAAUCGACAAUGA